Molecule: messenger RNA, 1434 nt
Organism: Monomorium pharaonis (pharaoh ant)
Lineage: Eukaryota; Metazoa; Arthropoda; Insecta; Hymenoptera; Formicidae
Product: NADH dehydrogenase [ubiquinone] 1 alpha subcomplex assembly factor 2
Exons: 3
Coding region: 235-693 (152 amino acids)
Biological process (GO): mitochondrial respiratory chain complex I assembly
Cellular component (GO): membrane
Source: RefSeq, a predicted model, not a curated record
AUUUCCUAACUGUUUCUAACCACGAAACUGUCACUUUUUGACACUAUAAUUUCUUUUUUUUAUUGAGGGCCAGUUGUUCUAACUUCUUGAUAAACUUAUCUAUCAGCGACAUUUUUUUUCUUAUGGAUUCGUGUUUUAGACAUGAAAAUGAACAAUAUUGCAAAGUUUGAGCAAAAUCAAAGAAGACGGGGCUCUCUCUUAGUUUUACCGUAAUUCGUACAGACUAUAGUGACCAUGGCCAAGGAACGCGGUGUCCUGAGGAUACUCUGGAAUAGUUUCGUAUCUUCGCUGAAGCCCCGCUUCGCUCGCCGCAAGUUGAUCGGAAAGGAUUACUACGGUACAAAGUACUACGAGGAGGAGAUUCUAUCAUCUGCUCGGAAAAGGCCACCGCGAUAUUUCGUGCCAGUGAACAAGGACGAUUUUGAGCAGGAGUUACCUGCGGAAUGGGAGGCUUGGUUGAGAUAUCGGCGGAAAGAGCCACCUACACAGGAGGAAAUAGAGAAAAAUUAUCAAUUGGCAAUGACCAAAAAGAAUGCGACAAAACGUUUGCAGGGAAACUGUUCUAAAAGCGAGGACAAUGCAGAUCUUCCAGUUUCGUCCACCUCCCAGGCAGCUAAUCCAGGAAAUUUUCCAGUUUAUGAAGAUUAUAAGGGUUUUGGUAAUAAUUACAAACCAAAGGAUUCGUACAAAUAAACAAUGGAAUGUCAUACUUAGCAGCAUUUCUAGAGUCAAGUUACAAUUAUUUUCUAUUUAUAAUAAAGAACUUAACUGAAUUCUUGAGAAAUGGUUUAAAAAAUUGAUAAAGACGCAUAUUCUGAAAAUUAUUAGGGAGUUUGAGGUUUUAACCUUGGUUAGAACGAUAUAUAUUUUCCACAAUAAAUUCUUUCAAGAUUUCCUAGUCUUUUUGCAUAAUCCAAAAAUUUGAUUAAAUUUUGAAGAUAAUAAACUCAUGAUUAACAUAUAAGUAUUCCAGAAUUUAAAGAAUUUUUGACUUAGUUUUUAAAUAAAUGUUUAAAAUAGUAUUGAGUCUUAUGUGAAAACAAAUUUUAAGUAAUUUAAUUGUAAACAAAAUAUAAAUUUGAAAAAAAUAUAUUUAUAAGAAUAAAGUUUAUAAAGAAUAUUUGGAAUUAAAAAAAUUAAGUUUUACCGAUAUGAAAUGUUCAAUUAUAUAAUCACUAAAUAACAUGAAUCAUAUAAUCUCUUUAAAUAUAAUGCCACAUUAAACAUGGUAACGUUUCUUAUUAGAUUAAAACCAUUGUUAUAAAAUAAUUAUGUUUCCAUUUUAUCCAUGUGAAUUAAUAUUAUAAAUAUUAAGUAGCAAAUUAUCAACUUUAUUAUUUAAUUUUAUUUAUUUUGAAGAUAGCAACGUCAAAAGCUCUCAUGUUAAAAGAUAUAUAUGAAAUAUAAAUAAAAAAUCACAUCUUUUUAUGGAAA